CAUGACCAUGCAUCUUUCUACUUUCCAGAAGGCCUUCUCUGAUUACACAUAAUGCUGGGUAUUAUUUUGUUGACGCUCGUUGCCGGUGCCCUUGCUGCUCCCAUGACCACACCCUCCGGGCCUACGACAACACUUGAUCUGGUUGCGGUCAUCACUACUGCCUUUAACACCCUCGACGCGGACAAAAACGGACAGGUGGAUCUUGCAGAGUUUUACAAAGCCUUUGACAAAUUCGACACGAAUGAUGACCAUGAGAUGUCACUCCAAGAGUAUGUGACCAACACAAACGUCUCUCAGUCCGUUGCCCAGUUAGUCUUCAAGUUCUUUGACAAGGACCAUGACGGCAGCGUCGACCGAGCAGAGACGAACGAUGUUUACAAGCUCUACGACACCAACAAGAACGGUGUCAUAACUAUUCAAGAAUUCAUCAGGGAAUAUACGAGGAUUUACGACGCCAUAAUAGUAGGGCUGUUUUCAACUACAGCACCAGGAGCAGCGACAACGUUUGAUCUGGCUGCUGUUAUCACUGCUACCUUUAACAUCAUCGACGCGGACAGUAACGGGCAGGUGGAUAGAAAAGAGUUUUACGCGGCCUUUGACAGACUCGACACGAAUGGUGACCAAAAGAUGACACUCCAAGAGUAUAUGGCCAACACAAACGUCUCUCAGUCCGUUGCUCAGUUAGUCUUCAAGUUCAUGGACAAGAACAGUGACGGCAGCGUCGACCGAUCAGAGAUGACCGAUGUCUUCAAUCUCUUCGACACCAACAAGGACGGUGAAAUUAGUAAGCAAGAAUUCGUCAGGGAAUAUACCAAGAUUUACAACAACGUAGCAGCAGGCCUGUAUCCAACUACAGCUGCUACCAUGGCAACCAAGUCCUGAAUCCUGCAGUGUACAGCUGGGCUCAUACUUCAGGGUACUACAGCAUCCUGUGCGGAAUAAACACUUCUACUGGUA
This is a messenger RNA of Haliotis rubra (blacklip abalone), 957 nucleotides long. RefSeq lists its product as uncharacterized. The record is from RefSeq and is a predicted model, not a curated record. The transcript is spliced from 11 exons. Bases 52 to 882 code for a protein of 276 amino acids. NCBI's taxonomy places the organism in Eukaryota, Metazoa, Mollusca, Gastropoda, Lepetellida, Haliotidae. Gene Ontology annotation, molecular function: calcium ion binding.